Molecule: messenger RNA, 839 nt
Organism: Spinacia oleracea (spinach)
Lineage: Eukaryota; Viridiplantae; Streptophyta; Magnoliopsida; Caryophyllales; Amaranthaceae
Product: mannose/glucose-specific lectin
Exons: 4
Coding region: 109-645 (178 amino acids)
Source: RefSeq, a predicted model, not a curated record
UAAAUAGAUGAUAUAUCCUCCUCGAUCAACCAAACAACAUCACAACAAACUUACUACUACUUCGUAAGUAAUUUCAAAGUUCAUCAGAUUACCUCCGUAAGCAAGACAAUGGCUCACCUGCUUUGCAUCAAAAAGAAGGCAAUGGAAGUGAUCUUCCAGAAGUCGCAGAUGGUUGAACAGUACGGACCUUACGGUUCUCAGUGUCCCGAAAACUACAGCUUUAAACUUCAAGAAGGUGAAAGUAUCAAGGAAGUCAUCAUAAGGCAUGGCUACAUUGUUGAUGCUAUUGGCUUUGUUGUCGCUAAGCCUUGUGGAGGUACCUACACCAAGAUGUUUGGUGGCAGCUGUGGGAAUCAAUCCAAGAUUGUACUCAAGUGUGGUGAAAAGAUAACCCAAAUUUCCGGCACAUACGGAAACUACAAGUACCAGAACAACCAAUGCUCCAUCGCUACAUUGAAAAUCCACACCAACUUAUGCCCAUCUGGAUAUGGACCAUAUGGACAAGGAAAGGGAGUUGAUUGCCCACGUGCUUUUGCAUCGCCAUGCCCACUUGACGGCCCUGUUGUUGGAGUGUUUGGAAGGCACAACAACUACCUCGAGUCUGUUGGGAUUUUUGUCAAGAAGACGGAUUGCCCAUGCGCUUAAGUAUGAUAUUCUGCAGCUCUCGACAAACAAAAUGCAAAUGUUACAUGUCUUUGUUUUCAAUAAGCCAUUAUAUCUACUAAGUAUAAAGUGGCCUCUCAACUCUAAAGAGUGAUUUGUAAUAAUCAUUAUCUUGAGUGAUUGUUGUAUCGUUCUUCAUUUAUUUAGACUAUAAUAUAUUUAUAUAUCUGAUCUAA